This is a messenger RNA of Emys orbicularis (European pond turtle), 1070 nucleotides long. It is a transcript of the gene STYX, whose product is annotated as serine/threonine/tyrosine interacting protein. Gene Ontology annotation, biological process: negative regulation of protein binding; protein dephosphorylation; regulation of ERK1 and ERK2 cascade. The record is from RefSeq and is a predicted model, not a curated record. The transcript has 10 exons. The coding region runs from base 4 to 591 and encodes 195 amino acids. Gene Ontology annotation, cellular component: nucleoplasm; cytoplasm. Lineage: Eukaryota; Metazoa; Chordata; Testudines; Emydidae. Gene Ontology annotation, molecular function: F-box domain binding; protein tyrosine/serine/threonine phosphatase activity.
GAGAUGCAGGAAAUUUUACCUGGGUUAUUUUUAGGCCCAUAUUCUUCAGCUAUGAAAAGCAAGCUACCUAUACUUCAGAAACAUGGAAUAACCCAUGUAAUAUGCAUACGGCAAAAUAUUGAAGCAAAUUUUAUUAAACCAAACUUCCAACAAUUAUUUAGGUAUUUAGUCUUGGAUAUUGCAGAUAAUCCAGUUGAAAAUAUAAUACGAUUUUUCCCUAUGACGAAAGAAUUUAUUGAUGGAAGUUUACAAACUGGAGGAAAAGUUCUUGUCCAUGGAAAUGCAGGGAUUUCUAGAAGUGCUGCCUUAGUUAUUGCAUACAUUAUGGAAACAUUUGGGGUGAAGUACAGGGAUGCAUUUACUUAUGUUCAAGAAAGAAGAUUCUGUAUUAAUCCUAAUGCUGGAUUUGUCCAUCAACUUCAGGAAUAUGAAGCCAUCUAUCUAGCAAAAUUAACUAUCCAGAUGAUGUCACCACUGCAGCUGGAGAAAUCACUCUCUGUUCCACCUGGUACUACAGGAAGUUUGAAGCGAACACAUGAGGAUGAGGACGAAUUUGGAAAUAUGCAAGUGGCAGCAGCACAGAAUGGGUGACGUAGGGCACCACUAUUCAUAGAGAUUGUGAAUUCCUGCACGUGGAAGUGAAGAAAACUAGAAAAGAUAAAUUAACACAAAACAAUGAACACACCCAGAGCUUCUUUUCAAAUACAUGUUGCUUCCAGGUGUAAAUCUGCCUCUGCAACACACUAAGCAACAUUUUAAUAUGUUGGACUUCUUGAAUGAAUAGAUGGCACUGAUUGUUUUACUCCUUUUUUACACUUUACAGUUUUAUUCUAUACCAAGAUUUUUGGACUUGCAAAGAGGUAUUAUUGCAAUAAUGCACUUUUCAUACUUGAAAUUUCUUUAUUUGUAUGAUAUAAAGUUAUUACUUUAAACAAAAUGCAAGCUGGGGGGAUUUGUUUAUAAAGUUAUUUGUGUAAUUUAUAACAAGAGACUUUAGUAAAGAAAAGUUUGCUAAAAUUCACUGUGUUCUAAGUAUAUAUUGCAACUUAGUUACUCCACUUUUAGAAACA